Bombyx mandarina (wild silkworm) is the source of this 1765-nucleotide messenger RNA. RefSeq names its product RAS oncogene family member Rab4 (gene Rab4). The record is from RefSeq and is a predicted model, not a curated record. NCBI's taxonomy places the organism in Eukaryota, Metazoa, Arthropoda, Insecta, Lepidoptera, Bombycidae. Gene Ontology annotation, biological process: Rab protein signal transduction. Gene Ontology annotation, molecular function: GTPase activity; GTP binding.
CAAAAUUUAUUCAUAUCAAUACCGUAUAUACCUACAUAAUAAAGCUAUCAUUAGUAAAUUACAAUCAUACAAUGUUUUGAUUUUAACAAAAUACUAAAAACCAAAGAUAGUGUAUUUGAAUCCUACUAGACUUAACUUAAAGGUAACAAAUAUGUCUGAAUCGUACGAAUAUCUUUUCAAAUUUCUUGUGAUUGGAAGUGCAGGCACAGGAAAGUCAAGCUUAUUAAAUAAUUUUAUCGGAAAUAAAUUCAAGGAAGAUCGAUGUCACACUAUUGGUGUUGAAUUUGGUUCCAAAAUUGUGAACAUCGGUGGCAAAUCAACUAAGUUGCAAAUAUGGGACACAGCUGGACAGGAACGGUUUCGAUCUGUGACCAGAUCAUAUUACCGCGGCGCAGCAGGAGCUCUGCUAGUGUAUGAUAUUACAUCUAGAGAUUCAUUCAAUGCUCUUGCUAAUUGGCUGAGAGAUGCUCGCACUCUUGCAAGUCCUAAUAUCGUAAUUUUGCUUGUGGGCAACAAGAAAGACUUAGAAGAUUCCAGAGAAGUAACUUUUACUGAGGCAAGUCAGUUUGCUCUUGAAAAUGAAUUAAUGUUUUUAGAAACAAGUGCUAAAACAGGAGAAAAUGUUGAAGAAGCUUUUCUGAAAUGCUCGAAAACAAUUCUAGCUAAGAUUGAAACUGGUGAAUUGGAUCCUGAAAGGAUAGGUUCUGGUAUUCAAUAUGGCACAAAUACUACAAAGAGAUUGACUGCUCCAAAGAGGCCAGCUAGAACCCCUUCAGAAUGUGCUUGCCGUGUUUAAAUUAUUCUUUGUUUCAAAUAAAAUUGUAAAUAAAUCAUCCCAAUAAAAAAUUCAGUACACUCAAGUUUCGAGAUAUACUAGUAUUGUAAAAUUCUAUCUAUUGAAGCUUUAUUUUAAUGCAAAAGUUAUCAAAAUGUAUUUUGAAAAUUUCUUAUUCAUGAUAGACUCCAUUUUUUAAAGUUAUCAACAUUUCUUAAAUUACAAUGUUUAAUCAUUAUAAUUACAUACAAAAUUAUUGUUAUUUAUUAGUGAAAUCUGGUGAAGUUCUACUCUGCCCUGCUAAUUGUUUGAAAACUCUUUUCUUGAAACUACAUAUUGUGUAGUUAGUUAACCUAUCUGUGUCUGAAUGACAUAGGAACAUUCAUUUUGAUUAAAUUCCGUAAACUGAUUUUAACAAAACAAGAAUUUUUAAGGGGACAAUGAUUUUUAAAAUUUGAUCUGUUCUAAUGAUUCUCAAAAAGUGAUUAGAUUUAUAAUUUGGAAACUCAUCCCAAAAAUGACAAUUUAAUAAUAUCUAACUUUGAUUGUGAUAUAUUCUAUGAAUUUAAAGACUUGAAUUUAAAAUGAGAGGAUCUGCCUAAUAUAUAUUUUGUCAUUGUGUUUUUUAUUUGUAAAGACUAUUGUAAGAUAAUUUCUGACAAAUUUUUGUUAAAAAAAAUGUUAUCUAAUUGAUCUAAUAUGCAUAUAUAAAAUGUAAGUAAAAAAAAUGUAAAAUAUUUUUGUAAGAUUGCAUUCAACUUCAGUACGUACGUAAUUGUGAAAAAUAGAUCUACAUAUAUAUAUUUUUUACUGCUGCAUGUUUCAAUAAUUUUGACAGAAGGAUGUAGGAAUAUACAUAAUAUGUACCUUCACCUUUUGGCUUUGUAACAUUAAUUAUAAUUAAAGCAUAAGUAUAAUUAAGUAGGAAUAGCACUUGAUUGAUCUAAACAAUACACUGCAUGUGACAAAAUAAAGAAUAAAAAAAUUCAU